GUUCACUCGUUCGCCAGAAAUAAUAGUUACUCAUAAUUUUUAAUACUUGAUUUAAAAAUUUAAAAAUGAUUUUUUCAAAACAUAAUUUUAUGAUCGGUGUUGUGGUAGUUUAUGUUAUUUUCUACUUCAAUGGCAUUGUAGCUUCAGAUAAAGAACUAAGUUGUUUGGAUGCAUUGAAACAGGAUGGAUUAGAUAACAUACUAAUGGUUGAAGAAAAAAUUAGUAAGUAUAUUACUAUAUUUAGUAGUAUAUCUAAUUAUGGAACGAGCUAUGUGAUAUAUCUUAUAUCCCUUGUUAAAAGACCCGAACGUAUGCUACCACCUGAAACUUGGUGUGAGAUUGAGGAUUGUUCUAUUUUGUUUUUGUUUCCAUUAUCAGGUACUGAAUUUAACACCUAUAUCAGGGAUGCAUCACGUGCAAUAAGCAAAUAUGACAAGCAUAAGUACGGUUGUACUAUUAAUGAAAACUACGAAAAUGACAAGAAAAUAAAAGAAGACAAUUUAAUAAGUCUUAAAUUCGUUUUUAGACGGGAACCAUUAACGUGGUGCGUGAUUCAAGCUUGUUACACAUCAUUACUACAAAAGGGUUUCGAUGAUGUACCAGCUCAAAUUAAUAGAGAAUUAGUAGCUAAAUCCGUUACAGAGAAACAUUCACAUGCAUAUCGCUUCUUUAAAUUCAUCAAUCCAUCAAUAACAAUUUUAAAAAAAAAGGCUAAACCAGUUUACAUUGACUCCAAUACAACAGCAGCGCCAUUUGAUGUUAAUCUGUUAUAUGAAUAUCCAUUAAAUUGGUGUGCGGUUGAAGUGUGUCACAGAGAUUUGAAACGUGCAGGUUUCGAGUUUGAUACUUUUCAAGAAAGUUACAACUUUUUGCCGAAAAUAAGUAAGUUAUAA
This is a messenger RNA of Metopolophium dirhodum (rose-grain aphid), 893 nucleotides long. RefSeq lists its product as uncharacterized. The transcript is spliced from 21 exons. The record is from RefSeq and is a predicted model, not a curated record. Lineage: Eukaryota; Metazoa; Arthropoda; Insecta; Hemiptera; Aphididae. Bases 66 to 893 code for a protein of 275 amino acids.